GAUGAACCGCUGUCCUCUUGUUAAAGCAAUUAUUCAUAAAACAAAUUGGAUAUUGUUAUUACUUUUGAAAUAAACAAUAUAAAGAUGCUGUCGGGCACGAGCAUUUCGCCACGAGUGUUUACGGCAAUACAGAACGUAAACAUUCGUGAAUUGUCGCGAUGUACACAACGCGAAAUACGACCGUUGUUACCGUGUCUCGUACGUAUGAGCCUUAUUUCACCCCUUGAUAUUACCAAGGAAUGCGUGGAAGCUCGCAAAGAAAUCUUAACCAUUUUAUCCGGUAUUGAAUCAGUUAAUUCAAUUGUCGCUCUAUUGUCCAUUGAUUUUCACGCGCUCGAGACCGACGUUCGAAAAGAACAACAAUUGAGGCAAAAACAUGGCAACAGCCAGAGCGACAGUAUAUUGGCACAAUCUCUCCAAGGUGGUCUAGCUCUAGAGUUUGAGAGGAGCGAAUCAACACGUCGGAUACGUUUAGUCUUAAGCGAAAUACUGUUCAUCUCAUCGCAGAUCCAGGAGCUCCAAAGAAACAACGAUUUUCAGAUAAAACAGUCAGAUUUGUUUGACAAUGCCGUUUACAUGGAAGAGAUAAGUUAUGUAAUUUGUAUCGCAUUGGCAGAAUUACCGGCGCUGCUUUCGUUGCGUGACAUCGCAGAGACACUUCUGCAUGUGAAGCAUGGACCGGAGAUUAUUUGUUGGAUUGUGGCAAACAGUCCGGACAGUUUUGCAGAGGUUUGCGCUCAUUUGAUAGCGAACGGGGAGCGUCAGGAGGAAUCAGCUUUGGGAAGAAUAAGAACGCAAGCGCUGACUAUGUUGUGCCGCAUGAAUCCGAGCCAAGCGUUGGCAGUUCGUGCUAAAUGUGUGGAGCUUUGUAGAAUGCCGGCAUUAGCGAUCACUUUGAGUCUCGAGCGUGAGAACGCAGCGAGUUUACAGCAAGAGAGCGACAUGGUGGCGUUCGUUUCCGGUCUUUUAUUGGGAAAUGAUCAACAAGUGCGAACAUGGAUCGCCAUGUUCAUAAGAAAUGGACAGAAACGAAAGUGGGAAUCGCAUACAGCACUGCAAUCGUUGCGGGAAGAAUUGCUACGGAGAUUGGAAGCGAUCAUCGCAGAAAGUUCAGAACUCCAAUUGGCCGAGUCUCACGUCGUUCAAGCGAGCGCUUUGCUCAGACUUUACUGCGCUCUCCGCGGUAUCGGUGGGAUCAAAUUUCAGGACGAUGAAAUCACCAUGAUCGUACAAUUGCUCACGUCACAUCCGCCUCCUUCUCCCGCCGGCGUGAGAUUCGUCUCCCUUGGCCUUUGCAUGCUUAUCGCUUGUCCUUCUCUCAUCGGACAUCACAACCUCGAGAAACGCAGUGUCGAAUGGGUACAAUGGCUCGUACGAGAAGAAGCUUAUUUCGAAAGCGCGAGUGGUGUGACCGCGAGCUUCGGCGAAAUGUUGCUUCUCAUGGCAAUCCACUUUCACAGCAACCAAUUGUCCGCAAUUUGUGAUCUUGUUUGCGCAACUCUCGGUAUGAAAAUCCCCAUAAGGCCAAACAAUCUCACAAGAAUGAAACAAAUAUUCAUGCAAGAAAUAUUCACCGAACAAGUCGUAACCGCCCACGCUGUCAAAGUCCCCGUCACCGCUUCACUCAACGCGAAUAUUCCCGGCUUUCUACCUGUUCACUGCAUACAUCAAUUGUUGAAGUCUCGAGCUUUCGCGAAACAUCGUGUCCCCAUUAAAAACUGGAUUUAUCGGCAGAUCUGCAACAGCGUACCGCCUCUACAUCCCGUAUUGCCCGCUCUUGUUGAAGUCUACGUAAACUCCAUCCUCGUUACCAAUAACAAAUCCUCUGAGCACACCAACAAACCUAUGACUGAAGCAGAAAUAAGAAAAGUCUUUCAAAACAGCGUUUUCGGAGCUAAUUUCGAUGUCAAAAAGAGUGCUUUGAGCAUCAUGGAAUCCGAAAUCGAAUGCAUCGAUGUCGAUACCUCAAAACCAUCUCUUACUUCGCAACUGCUGCUUCUCUAUUAUCUUCUACUCUACGAAGACGUGAGACUCAACAAUAUGCACAAUUUCAUUUCCCAAGGCAGAAAAAUCAAAUCUUAUUCAACAGAAUUUUUGUCCGAAUUACCAAUCAAAUAUUUGCUCCAACAAGUACAAAGAGAUCAAAUGAAUUACGCCGGUUUAUUUUCACCCCUUUUACGAUUGUUGGCCACCCAUUUUCCUCAUCUAUCACUCGUCGACGAUUGGCUCGACGAUGAAAUGAUCAAUAUCGUUUCACCCGCUAUCAACCAUGAAAAUCUCAAUGUCAACGACGUCACCAUCGUCGAAGCUUUUGGACAUAUCAAAACGUGCCCAUCUCGCACUGGACGACUCUUGCGACAAUUAAUGGCCAUGAAACCAACCGAUAUUUGGCCACACGCUCAAACCAUCAUUCAUUACUUCAAGGUUGUUCUCGAUGAAAAAGUACCUCGAUAUAUUCAAGAACUCUACAAACAAGUGUGGCUAAGACUCAACACCGUCUUGCCGAGAUGUCUCUGGGUAUUGUCGAUAAACGCUCUAUUGAUAGAAAACUCAAACGCUCUCAAUGUUUUUCUUACGCAAGAAAACAUCGUUCUUGAUCCGUUGCAAGUCUUACGCUGCGAUACAAGAGUUUUUCGAUGUGCUCCAGUAUUAUCUGUAAUUUUAAGGAUAUUGCAGGCGACAUUAGCAGCGUCACGAUCGCAGUUGUCGAGGCACAUGCAGGACAGGCCAUUGACAGAAAAAGUUGGUCAAUUGACUAGCGAAGCUGAGAGAGAAGAUUUGAGAACAGCUUUGGUGGCAGGACAGGAAAGUGCAGCGGUACAAAUAUUGCUCGAGGCGUGUUUAGAAACGAAGGAAGAUCGCGAAGUGCCGGGACAAAUGUGGUCGCUUCGAGAAAUUCGGAGCGUCGUUUGCUCCUACCUACAUCAACUCUUCAUCGCUGAUCCAUCCUUAGCCAAAUUAGUACAUUUUCAGGGAUAUCCGAGAGAGUUAUUGCCAAUCACCGUUUCCGGAAUUCCCUCGAUGCACAUCUGUCUCGACUGGAUACCGGAAUUGCUCUCCCAGCCAGAACCAGAAAAACAAGUUUUUGCGGUCGAUUUAGCAUCUCACCUGGCGGUGCAAUACGCGUUGCCAAAAGCACUGAGUGUAUCACGUUUAGCGAUAAACACACUAAUAACGCUGCUCGGUGUAUUACCGGCGAGAGAUCGCGUAGUCUUAUUUAUGCCGGUACUUUCUGCUUUGACGAGAAUUUGUCUAGCUUUUCCGCCCCUUGCCGAAGAUACGACCGGCCUUUUAUUACAAUUGGGCCGCGUCAGCUCCGCCCAGGCUGCGUUAGGCGACAAAUCUGCUGAAAUUCUGUGCCACGAGGUCAAUAAAACUUUUUGCUCGUUAUUACAAAAAGCCAUACUCCAAUCCAGGGUUUACUGAAAAAAUUAUAUAAACUAUUGUUCAUCUGGAACAAAAAAAGACCAACGAUUCCGACGAUCUUUAUUUUCCAUUCAUUUAUCCAUUGUUAGUGGAAUCAAAGUCAUCGGUAGUUGAAACACACACAUCUCAUAUGUUGAUGGGAUGUCGAUUUUUCUACUCCUCGUUUUCGUAUUUGUACAUUUAUCGAAAUCGUCGAAUUUUCGGGAAUCCUAUUGUUGAUCGAAUCAUAAAAAUGUACAUAGACCGAUAUUUUUUUAAUAACUCCAAUAUUGUGCUAAAUUCAUCACAGAAAAUAUAUCAUCUGCAACAGUGAAAGCGUGAAUAAAUGGAUGUUUUAUUGAUAAAUACCGACACUGAAAAUACUUCAAUCUGUAUAUAAAUAUACGUUUUAACGUGACUUGUAAAAAUAGAAUGUAAAGAAAAAGGAUGCAGUGUAAAUAAAUCAAAUACAUUUGUUGUAAAACUAA
Messenger RNA from Venturia canescens, 3893 nucleotides. RefSeq names its product integrator complex subunit 2 (gene IntS2). Gene Ontology annotation, cellular component: integrator complex. The record is from RefSeq and is a predicted model, not a curated record. The transcript has 5 exons. Gene Ontology annotation, biological process: snRNA 3'-end processing. NCBI's taxonomy places the organism in Eukaryota, Metazoa, Arthropoda, Insecta, Hymenoptera, Ichneumonidae. The coding region runs from base 85 to 3426 and encodes 1113 amino acids.